This is a messenger RNA of Rhipicephalus sanguineus (brown dog tick), 3375 nucleotides long. RefSeq names its product mucin-19. The transcript is spliced from 2 exons. The record is from RefSeq and is a predicted model, not a curated record. The coding region runs from base 192 to 1667 and encodes 491 amino acids. NCBI's taxonomy places the organism in Eukaryota, Metazoa, Arthropoda, Arachnida, Ixodida, Ixodidae.
CGUUUGUUGGAGGGCUUGUAGAGGCGCCACGUAGCGGCCGCCGAUCCGGGGCACAGCGGCAGCGGGCGCAUGGCGUCGGCGGCGGGGUAUAAAACGGCCGCGUCCGGCAAGGCCCGACCCGGUGCCAGUGCGCGGUCGGGCGGCAGGGCCGCCGUGACCCCGUCCUCGGACGUCGGCGCCGGACUGCCGGGAUGAAUAGCGCGGCGGUCAUCGGGCGCCAGCUACGCCAACAGAACACGGGACGCGCGGGAGCCGCCGGCGGCUCGUCUCUCACCGCAGCCUCGGCGCGCGCUCGCGCCCCGUCCCACUGCAACCUGAUCCCGACGCAGUCUCAGCAGCUCCAGCAGCACGGUCAACAGCAGCAAGCGCACGGCGGUGCCUCAGGCGCCGGCGGUGCAGCCUCGUCCCAGGAGAACAAGGACGAGUCAUCGGGAACCCGAUGGACCUGGAGCUGCGUGUGGGAGGCAUGCAAGGCACUCUCGGGGGGCAUCUUUCUACUGGCCCUGGGCACGGCCAUGUGCGUGGUGGGCUUUUUCGCCGAAGAUUUGGCCACGUCGCCUGUGCCACGCCAGGGCAACGCGUCCACCCCCGUGGCCGCGGCGUCGUCGUCGACUACCACGUCCGACGGCGCCGCCGCUGAGUCGCAGGUGGCCACGACCCUCGUGGUGGACCGCAACCGCGAGUACCACCUGCACAACCUGUCGUUCGCGGGCCCCGCCAUCAUGGGCCUGGGCGGCAUCUUCAUCGUGGCCGCAUGCGUGCUCACCUUCGAGGCCAAGGAGCGGCCCCACCAUCAACGGGUCGUGCCCGUGGACGAGAAGAGGCCCUCCGCCGCGGAGGUACUCAUCCCGGUGCUGGCCAAGACGCCCCAAGGCACUCACCUCACCGUGCCGGCCGUGUGGACCACGACGGCGGCCGGAGCCAACAACAGCGACGACCCGGGGCCCUCGGAGCCGCCCCGGACGCUGGUGCUCCCGAAGAAGAAUUCCGUCACCACGACGACUACGGCCACGACCACGACCACGUCGUCGCGCAACAGCGCGGCGCCACCGACUAGGAACAACGGCAGCCGAGGCAAGAGAGGCAGCGUGGCCGGCGCCAGUAGCAGCGCGAGCAGUUCCAUCAUCGCCGCUGCCUACGCGGCCAGCAGGUCGGGGACGAAGACGGCCCGGACGUCGCUUUCGUCCACCACGACGUUCCUGCUGAGCCCGCGCUACGAGGAGCAGUUCCUGCCGUCGCCCGCGGACCUGCAGAUCCAGGACCCGGACGGCUGUGACACGCCGGCCGACGAGUCGCUCUCCUCGGUCAGCAUCGAACUGUACGCGCGGCGGUACACGAGGAUGCCGUCGACUUCGUCGUCGCCGCGCCUCUUCGCGUCCGUCGAGAGCGACGGUCUCUCGGACUCUGACGACGACGACGCGGUGACGCCCGGCGGCUACGCGCCCGCGGGGGCCUUCGAAGACCAGGUGGUUCCGUUGCUGGGACGGUGCAGCCCUCAGGACUUGGUGUAUCUGCCGCCGCCAACGUCGUCCCGGUCGUCUCAUCACCACCACCGGGACGGUUCCAAGAGGUUUCCCCUGCUGCGGCAGUCGGCGUCCAACGCCGCCGACGGCUGCAGUCGGGGCCUCAACGGCAGGGCUUCCGCCGACGAGAUGGUGCCCAGCUAGGAGCGCGUUACUCUAUCCGCCCCCGAAAGGACCCGGUCUUCGGCCGCUCUCCGCCGGGUGUGUGUUUUCAGCCGUUUCGUAAGAGGAGCUGUGACCCCCCUCCGGCCGCCCCCCGUCUCUCUAGACCGAAGCUUCGUCGAUCAUGCUCGUUGUUUUAUUAUUAUUUCUUCGUUAUUGUUCAUCGAGGAAGCACUCGACGCUCCGUGUACUAGAAGGAUCCGUCUACGAUACAAGCUGAAAGCCCGUCUUCCGCCACGUCGUGUCCUGCAACUGCAGAAGGCCCAUCAAGCCGCGAGGGCACACGAAAAGAGGACCGGUGAAGCGACACGGGCGCCCACUGAUUGGCCGAGCAACAACAUCCAACGUUGCCAGACGUCCACCAUAUCGGAGGGAACGACUCCGACACGCCACUUCACGUGACGUCACCAAUGCGUCUUGUGCCGGGGGCCAAUCAACGACGCUCGUGUCGCGGCUCGAACUGAAGGCGGCGUGACGACUACUGUCUUCUACGAAGACGACGAUGACGUCAGCGACAACGUUACAAGCUGCACACACCGCAGCGCACAAAAAGUGACAAGGAAUUCAGCGAGUGCAUUCUUUUUGCUUUUGUUCUAUUAAUGACUCGCUCCCCACGAAAAAAAAAAUACGCAAAAAUGAGUGACGGAGCUACUACGCAAUGGUAGUGAGAGUGAACUGCUUGUGGUUAUGAUUAUGAUCUUUUAAUAUACAGCAGGGGCCAUGUUUUGAGCUUGCGACGGGGGUUGGAGAGGGGGGGCAUGCUUAUAUAUACUAGGCCGUUGAACUGUCGGAUUUCACUGCGUCCGUCCUAAGGCAACACACAAGGUCAAACUUCUCUCACAUUUCGUGAAAUGUUCUGUUUUCUAUAUAUUUUUCCUUUUUCGAUGUCUUGGGACUCACGAGAUUAAAUUUCGUGGGUCAAGUGAAAGCUACAAGCGUUUGAAGAUAACGUGUAAUGAUGUACGUGAGUACAACGUCGUCUACGACACAGACGUACGCUUCCUGCAUGAUAUAUAUACGAGGUAAACGAUUUCAGCGUCUCGCGAUUCGCAUGUUCCCGGAUGUCAUGUCUUAACUAAUUAACCUUGGAUGCUUUAAUUAGCGAGAAUACGUGGCAGCUGUAAUACAAAAAACUUGCCUAUAGAAAGACGAAAACAAAUCGUACUACGCUAAAGGGCCUCUACCUGUAACAUUAUAUACGGUCGUAAGAUUUACAUGCGAAGGCCUGUUUCUUCCCAUAAAAGCCUAUAGGACCGUAUAGGACAAUGGUACUGGUCUUGGGCUUCAUACGCGUUAUCAAAAUUUUCGUACAUCAAACAAAUUUUUUUUCCUUAACAACGUAACUUUCUAAUAAAGUACCACUAAACCUAACUUUUAAUUAAUCUCUGCAAAAAAUUGAGAUAAUAUUGUUAAGUCAACGUAAUUAACUUUUCUUAACUCCUGCGUAUGUCUUACAACCGGCCGUUUCCCGAUAUUGCCGCUAAUAUUCAAUAAUAAUUAGCGAGUUAUAUCAAAGCAUCUAAACAGUGAUUAGAUGGCUUCGAUUUGAGUUUCUCCGAAAUUCGCAAUUCUUACUCUGGAAUAUGUGAAAGUUUAUAUUGCGGGUACUUUUGGCGUAGCUACGCAAGCUUACGAAAAAUCCUUGAAAAUAUGGUGUAGCUAGAUGUUGCUGUCUUCUUUAAGGCAGCAC